AUGAAUUCAGAUAAUUUCCCAUUGAAAUUCCGCCGAGCGUCCAGCAAACUUCACAAGGACAAGGACGCCCCUAGUUUCAGUUCGCGCAUUCUUCGGAGUCAUCAAAGCACCAGCUCGUUGAAACGCACCCCCUCCGCCCCCGUCUAUCCGCGCUCUUCUCCUAGCGGCAGCCGCGAGCACAACCGGUCGCGAUCCAACGCACAAUUCCCAGGUUCUUCAUCCUCAUCAUUGGAACAGCACAGUGGCGGUCCAACGCCAUCCCACGACGAAUCAAGUGGCUUUUUUUCCGGCUUCACUUCCCGUUCCCGAACCCGCAGCUCCCACCGCUUCUCCUACAACGAGCAGAGCUCGGAUGAACUAAACGCCCCUUACGAAACGCGGGGCAUGCUCAGUGCCCUAGAUGAGAACAGCGCUGAGACAGAGCCUCAUUCCCAGCAAAAGCCCGGACUCCGCUCCCACCAUACUAGCCCCGAUCCUCGCGGACGCCACUCACUUCGUCAAUCAGCCAGCUUUACUACUUUAUCGCAAAAAAUGGAUUCAUUCGCUCAUCGGGAGACUGAAAAGGUCCCCAAUGGUACCAAUGGUAAUAAACGGUAUUCCGAUGAUAGCAACCCCACGAUAGCGCGAACGAGACAGAGCAAGAAGGCGAGCUUCUCCAGGUUUGUCGACAGCAUGCUUGGAAGUCCCGGUCGCAACAUGAAAAUUUCGGCUCCAGAGAAUCCAGUCCAUGUCACCCACGUCGGCUACGACAAUCAGACCGGUCAAUUCACCGGUCUUCCCAAAGAAUGGCAGCGCCUGCUACAGGAGAACGGAAUCUCGAAGAAGGAGCAGGAGGAGCACCCGCAAACUAUGAUGGAUAUCAUGCGAUUCUACGAAAAGAACACCCGCGGCGACAGCGAUGAUGAGGUCUGGCACAAAUUCGACAAUGCGCAAGCUACAAGCCCAAGUGGGCGCCAAUCGCCUCCAGGAAGUCCACGAUUUCCGCAAAACCACGAAAGCAGCUUUGAGAAUCCACGAUCACCACCGCCCAUUCCUCGCGGCCCUCCGGCCGUCACCACCUCCAUGCCUCCUUCGCUAGGUGGCAUGGUGCCUCAUCGUGCUCCCCCGAAGCCACCGACCGGGAUGACCCCCUCCCGCCCUGCUCCUCAACGCCCGGUCUCAAGCUCGCAAGGAACCCCGCAACAGCAGCAACCGCAACCGCAAUCGCAACCGCAACCGCAACCUCAACGCGCGCAGGAUACCUUUGGCCCUACGUUUGACACCCCGACCAUUCCGGAAACCGAAGCAUUGCCAGCGUCGCCUCACCGCACUCCCUCUGGCUCCCGGAAUGGCACUCAAGCGACGAGCCCCCCUAAUGUCAUCGCAUCCCCAACACAAUACCAGCGGCAGCAGGAGCAGGUCAUGGCCGCAGCUCAGCAGGCCUUGGAUCGGAAUCGCAGCCAGCGCCAACAGGCACAGCAACCCCCCGCGAUUUCCACAUCUACCACUGCUCCAGCACCUGAUCUUUCGUCUGGGGUCUCACCUGCUACGCGCGCCCCACCUGCUGCUCGCCCACGCCAGCGCCAGCGCCAGAGCGAGUCGUUGGAUAUUCGAUCGCGCCUAAUGUCCAUUUGCCACCCUGGCGAUCCUACGCAGAUAUAUUACAAUCUCAAUAAGAUCGGCCAAGGUGCCUCAGGCGGUGUGUUCACCGCUUACGAACACCCUCACAAUAACUGCGUUGCUAUCAAACAGAUGAACUUGGACUUGCAGCCGAAGAAGGACUUGAUUAUUAAUGAGAUUUUGGUCAUGAAGGACAGCAAGCACAAGAACAUCGUUAACUUCUUGGAGUCCUUCCUUCAUGGGCCGGAUCUGUGGGUUGUCAUGGAAUAUAUGGAAGGUGGUAGUCUGACAGAUGUGGUCACCUUCAACAUCAUGAGCGAAGGACAGAUUGCGGCUGUCUGUCGAGAGACUCUGAGCGGCCUUCAGCAUCUGCACUCCAAGGGAGUUAUUCAUCGCGAUAUCAAAUCCGACAACAUCCUCCUAGCAAUGGAUGGCAACAUCAAGCUGACUGAUUUUGGUUUCUGUGCUCAAAUCAAUGACUCGCAUCACAAGCGGAACACUAUGGUUGGCACUCCAUAUUGGAUGGCCCCCGAGGUUGUUACUCGCAAGGCGUAUGGCCGUAAGGUCGACAUCUGGAGUUUGGGUAUCAUGGCCAUUGAGAUGAUCGAGGGCGAACCACCAUACCUGACAGAGUCGCCCUUACGAGCCCUAUAUCUCAUUGCCACCAAUGGAACACCCGCCAUUAAAGAUGAACACAACUUAUCCCCCGUUUUCCGCGAGUUCCUUCACUUUGCUCUGAAGGUCGAUCCUGAGAAGCGUGCAUCGGCACAUGACCUACUGAAGCACCCAUUCAUGUCCCUCUGCGCGCCACUCUCGCACCUCGCCCCCUUGGUUAAGGCUGCCCGUAUCAGCCGUGCCCAAGAAAAAGCCCAAAAAGGAGGUGCUUGA
Messenger RNA from Penicillium soppii, 2487 nucleotides. It is a transcript of the gene pakA, whose product is annotated as mitogen-activated protein kinase kinase kinase kinase STE20. The record is from RefSeq and is a predicted model, not a curated record. Lineage: Eukaryota; Fungi; Ascomycota; Eurotiomycetes; Eurotiales; Aspergillaceae. Gene Ontology annotation, biological process: protein phosphorylation; regulation of MAPK cascade; intracellular signal transduction. Gene Ontology annotation, cellular component: cytoplasm. The transcript is spliced from 4 exons. Gene Ontology annotation, molecular function: ATP binding; protein serine/threonine kinase activity. The coding region runs from base 1 to 2487 and encodes 828 amino acids.